GCAACUCGGUCACAAGCAGAGUAUGGGGACAGGGGUCACUACAGCGAUGAAUUGGCAAAAUUUUACGUCGAAGGCCCUUCCUGACAACACAACCUCUAACCGUAUGGACUGGGGCACAGACUUAUAUGGCAGCAUGGAGCCCACCAGAGCAUCAGCCAGCAAGCCCCUGGCUAUUAGUCUCGUCUUCUUUAAGAUCAUUCCACUGGUAUCCUACUGCGUGAUAUUCGUGGUUGGAACUAUAGGCAAUGGACUAGUCAUCUACGUGACCGGCGUGCGGAUGAAGAGAACAGUCAACUCGGUUUGGUUUCUCAACUUGGCCCUGGCCGACUUCCUCUUUACAGCCUUUUUGAUUUUCCAGAUCAUUUAUGUUUCCAAGAACUACCACUGGCCUUUUGGAGACGCCAUGUGCAAGCUCGGCGUCUUAGUGGGCGCAUUAAACAUGUUUGCCAGCGUUUUCCUUCUGACGGCCAUAAGCGUCGACCGCUGCCUGGCCACCUGGGUGGUGGUGUGGGCGCAGAACAAGCGGACCCCGUGCAGGGCUCAGGUGGCGUGUGUCGUCAUCUGGCUGGCUGCUCUGGGCUGCAGCCUCCCCUACAGUAUUUCCCGGAAAGCUGUUCCAUAUGGCGGAGGGGUCAGCUGUAGCCUUUCUAGUUCGGCGCCCAAGGUUAAGCUCGCCGUUUUCCGCUUAGUUUUCGGCUGCCUCGUCCCGUUCCUUGUCAUCGCCAUCUCUUACGCUGCCAUAGGUGUGCGCGUCAGGCGCCUCCAGAGAAGCAGGAAACUUAGGUCCCUUCGGAUCAUAAUAGCGAUUAUCCUCGCCUUCUUCUUCUGCUGGUUUCCGUUCCACGCGUUUCAGCUCCUGGAGAUCAAGAUCAGCGAGAACCCGUCCCUGCAGAGUAUCGCGAUCAUCGGAAUCCAGCUGUCCGCGUGCCUCGGCUUCCUCAACAGCUGCCUGAACCCCAUCCUCUACGUCUUCAUGUGCGACGAAUUUCAUAAGAAGCUCAAGCAGUCCGUAUGUCACGUCCUGGAGAGCGCCUUGGCGGAGGACCAGCUGUCGUUUGUGUCUUCUCGCUCCUUGUCCUUGAAUCUCUCAUCGCGGUUUUCCCGCAAAGCCGCCCCUAUGGAGAGAAAGAACACGGCCUCCUCCACCAUGACCGACAACGCCGCUAGCGCGGAGGAGGAGCACGCACUGAGCUACUGCCAAGCGGAGGCACCGUGAGCGCCAGCAAACGCACAAAGCCCCAAGAGAUUUGAGACCCCCCGCAAGCGCGAACAGGACUUAAAGGCCCACAGGUGACCCGAUUCAAUGAGACGCAGCGCUGUGAGACGGUAAACACGAGUGUUUUACUGCGCCUGCAGAAGGACUUUAUAUUCAGAAUGUCGAGUGUUACGUUUGAUCGAUCACAUGCAAUGCAAUAUGAAUGACGCUUUGUUUGGAACAUGUGAACAAGCAGGAUGUAGCGUUCAGAUAAACCACUGCCAAUAAUCACGGAUCCACACAUCAAACUCGGCGAACAAUACAUCAGAUUAUUUGUUACGCGUUCGAGGAGGAGGAAGUAUACGCUUGUCCCCCCCCCCUACCCCAUAUCACCUACUGCUAAGUUAGUUCAGCUACUAUACAUUACAAAAAGAAAAAAAUAAUAUAUAUAUAUAACAAAAAUAUGACAUAUAUGUAUAAACCCAGAAAUCACUCGGUGUCAUAUGGAGGAAAAUGUGGGGAAAAAAUGAUAAAAAAUUAGGAAUGUGUGGAGAUAAGUAAACCUUUGAACACGUCUCUUCAGCGUCCCCGCAUCCCUCGGAAAUCAGACCUUUGUACUUCUUGACCUGUGUAACGUUUGCGCUCCCAGUUCCACGCUCACACUGCUCCACUUUUACCCCACGGGCGGAAACGCCCACGCUCUGCAAAGCUGCACGAGCACGUGAUUUCUUCAAGUUUAAUUUCCCUCUCGGACGAUAUCCCCUUUCUCCAGCUGAGAAUAUUUGUGUUGCAUGUUACUCGGUAGAUUGUUUCUUGCUUUGAACAUUAUUGGUGCUGUCUUAGUUAAAUCCCUGAACUUCAAGGCACUUGACUUUAAAAAAUGGCUUGUUGGGUGUGUUCACGAUAACUACCCUUGUGGCUCUUUUUGUAGUAUGCAUAGCGGUUGUAGGUUGGUUUUUUAGGUGUUACCCCACACCUCCGCACUGUAGAUCUGAUGUGGUCAAAUGAAGGAACAAUACAGUGUACAAUGACGUAUGAUCCGGGAUCUGUCUCGCUUAUCUCGUGACCGCGAUGCUCCUUGCCAGCUUCGCUCGCACGUUAGGUGCGGUUUCCAGCACAUUUUGCGGUCCAGUACCACACCCAGAAAUUCCUUUUGAAUCCCCCCCACCCACCUUUUCUCCCCAAUUGUACCCGUCCAAUUACCCCACUCGUCCGAGCCGUCCUGGUCGCUGCUACACCGCCCCCCCCCCCGGCCUCCGCUACUCCGGGGAGGGCUGCAGACUACCACACGCCUCCUCCGAUACAUGUGGAGUCGCCAGCCGCUUCUUUUCAUCUGACAGUGAGGAGUUUCACCAGGGGAACGUAGCACGUGGGAGGAUCACGCUACCCCCCCACCCCACCCCCAUGGAUUUAUUAUAGUACAUCCAUGCCCCCCCCCACCACCACCACCACCGAACAAGGCGCCCCGACCGCCCAGAGUGCAGCGACCAGGACACAUACCCACAUCCCCACAUCCCACCCGCAGACACGGCCAACUGUGUCGGUAGGGGCGCCCGACCAAGCCGGAGGUAACAGUCAAUCACUACUUUUACUUUGGUAUUUAUGAAGUGAUCUCCAAACGACAUAAACGUUGUUUUGCCCAGAUUUAAGGAUAAUUGGUUUUUGUCAAACCACCGUUUUUAAUUUUUCCCAUUUCUAUUGUGGCCGCCUCCAAAAGCUGCUGUAAAUCCUCCGCAGAACAAAAUAUAUUCGUGUCGUCAGCAAAUGAAACAAUUUUCAAUAUUUUUGGUAUUUUGUAUGUGAUAGCUUUAGGUGACUCCAUCAAUCUUAAGUGCCUGAGUGAUAUGCCUUCUCGUGCUGCGGUACUGUGACCAUUUGAAUAAAGCAUUUGCUGUAUGUGCAGUCUG
This is a messenger RNA of Lampris incognitus (smalleye Pacific opah), 3102 nucleotides long. RefSeq names its product chemerin-like receptor 1. The record is from RefSeq and is a predicted model, not a curated record. The transcript is spliced from 3 exons. Gene Ontology annotation, cellular component: plasma membrane. The coding region runs from base 23 to 1216 and encodes 397 amino acids. Gene Ontology annotation, molecular function: G protein-coupled receptor activity; complement receptor activity. Lineage: Eukaryota; Metazoa; Chordata; Actinopteri; Lampriformes; Lampridae. Gene Ontology annotation, biological process: positive regulation of cytosolic calcium ion concentration; complement receptor mediated signaling pathway; inflammatory response.